This is a messenger RNA of Phycomyces blakesleeanus NRRL 1555(-), 1172 nucleotides long. RefSeq lists its product as hypothetical. Bases 1 to 1074 code for a protein of 357 amino acids. The record is from RefSeq and is a predicted model, not a curated record. Gene Ontology annotation, molecular function: acyltransferase activity. Lineage: Eukaryota; Fungi; Mucoromycota; Mucoromycetes; Mucorales; Phycomycetaceae. The transcript has 9 exons.
AUGGAAAAGUAUUCACGCUGGAGGGAUGCAGGAACUGGCAUCCAACCAUUCCUACCUCCUGUGCCACCGCGCACUGAAUCAAGUCUUUUGCACACAAUGUCUAAUGUGGUUCAUUACAUUGUUUGUCCCAUCCAAGGCAUUGUCAAACUCCUCAUUGUGGCUAUUAUAACGCUUGCCUAUGUCUUGUUUGUCCCAGUUCUUGGCACACUUUUUUCCCCUUUAGCCUUUGCCCAUAGGCUGUGGACAAGGUUCUUCUCUGCCCUCUUGCUGCGCUUGGUCCUUUUCUUCAGCGGAUUCUUUUACAUAAAGACUGAAACUAUCUCGUUGCGAAAAGGUCGUGGUACAAACUCUACCAAACCUCAAUUCAAUGUUUGCUCGGGAGAUAUUGUUGUAUCCAACUGGACGUCAUAUAUUGAUAUUCUCUAUCUCGCCUGCAGAUGGGAUCCUGUAUUCACACAGAUCUUUCCUGUGGAGAACAAAGUGUGCCGAGUAAGUCUGUGGCAGGCCAUCCGUUUGUGCGGAAGUACACCUAUCAUGUCAGCUGCAGACGCAGGAGUCGAUAAAAAAGAUCUUUGGACCCUCAAAGAACUGGCCAAAAAGGCCAAAGAACAACACUGGGGACCAGUAAUUGUGUUCCCCGAAGGCACUCCUUCUAAUGGGCGCGCAUUGCUUCAAUUUAGUCCCAUAUUUAAGGAUUUCAAAUCGACAGAUCGCGGUAUCGCAAUUCAUGGAAUGGCAUUCAAGUACGAAUACAGUAACCUUCCUCCUUCCUAUACAGUUGGAAAUAUGUUUUUCCAUUAUGCAUCCAUCUGCUCGCAGUUCUAUAAUUAUAUGACUAUUAAGCAGCUUUCAGACGAAGACACACCCUGCUCAGCUUCCAAGGGCUCUCUUAGCGGCAUCCCUCAGUCGGCUGACUUUUCUUCCUUUGCUGCCUCAGAUGAUUGGGUUGGUAGCCAGUUGAUUUCUAGUUUAAGCACAAUGGCUAGACUUCGAAAGACACACUUGGGCAUGGAAGACAAGCGCGCAUUUAUGAACUACUACAACCAGCAUGGAAAGAAGCAACGCACUGCCUAAUUCAGAAAAUUCAUAUGAAGUGGCGUUGUUUUAGCCAAUCAUUCACACAAAGGUUUAGAUUAGAUUCAUUUUUUUUCUCAAUAAAAAUUAUAUAAAAG